AUGUCGAGCGAAGGCGGAGAGCGCGCCCCUCGGGAGGUGAAGAACCACAUCCUCUUCGAGAUUGCCACUGAAGUCGCCCACCGAGUUGGCGGUAUUUACUCGGUCAUCAAGUCUAAGGCGCCAGUGACGACAGCAGAAUAUGGCGAACGCUACACCCUCAUCGGACCUCUGAACCACCAAUCGGCUGCUGUCGAAGUCGAAGAGCUCGAACCAACCGUCCCAGAACUGGCCGCAACCAUCCAGUCCAUGCGAGAUCGCGGCAUCGGCAUACUCUAUGGGCGCUGGCUGAUUGAAGGAGCGCCGCGAGUCAUUCUGAUAGACACCAAAACCGCGUAUGGAUACUUGGAUGAAUGGAAAUCGGAUCUGUGGAAUCUUGCGUCUAUCCCUUCGCCUCCUGGUGACGAUGAGACGAAUGAAGCCAUCGUCUUUGGGUAUCUUGUCGCCUGGUUCCUAGGAGAGUACGUAUGCCAUGAGAAGAAGAAAGCCGUUAUCGCGCACUUCCACGAAUGGCUGGCGGGUGUUGCCCUGCCCCUGACGAAGAAACGACGCAUCGACGUUACCACAAUCUUCACCACUCACGCAACCUUGCUUGGAAGAUACCUAUGUGCUGGAUCUGUGGAUUUCUAUAACAACUUGCAAUGGUUUGACGUUGACGCGGAGGCAGGAAAGCGUGGUAUCUACCACAGAUACUGCAUCGAGCGUGCUGCAGCCCAUGCCUGCGACGUCUUCACUACUGUUUCUCACAUUACAGCUUAUGAGAGUGAGCACCUCUUGAAGCGGAAGCCGGACGGCGUCUUGCCCAACGGUCUCAACGUCACCAAGUUCUCCGCCAUGCACGAGUUCCAGAAUCUGCAUCAGCAGUCAAAGGAGAAGAUCCAUGAUUUUGUGCGAGGGCACUUUUAUGGCCAUUACGAUUUUGACCCAGAAAACACCCUCUACUUCUUCACAGCAGGCCGAUACGAGUUCAGGAACAAGGGAGUCGACAUGUUCAUCGAAUCGCUCGCUCGCCUGAACCAUCGCCUCAAGACCGCUGGAAGCAAGAUCACGGUUGUUGCGUUUAUCAUUAUGCCAGCUCAAACGACCUCUUUGACGGUGGAAGCAUUGAAAGGCCAGGCUGUGAUAAAGUCGCUCAGGGAUACCGUCGACAUCAUUGAAAAGAGCAUCGGGAGGCGUGUCUUUGAGCGAUCGAUCAAGUGGCACGAUGGAGACCCUUUGCCUGACGAGAAGGAGCUCAUCACAGCACAGGACCGAGUUCUUCUGCGGAGGCGUUUGUUUGCCAUGAAGCGCCACGGCCUUCCCCCGAUUGUCACGCACAAUAUGCUCAAUGACAGCGAGGACCCUGUACUCAACCAAAUUCGCCGCGUACAGCUCUUCAACCACCCCUCGGACCGAGUCAAGGUGAUCUUCCACCCAGAGUUUCUGAACUCAGCAAACCCUGUAUUACCGUUGGACUAUGACGACUUCGUUAGAGGCACGCAUCUUGGUGUUUUCGCGUCGUACUACGAGCCGUGGGGCUACACUCCGGCCGAGUGCACGGUCAUGGGAGUCCCCAGUAUCACGACAAACCUCUCUGGUUUCGGCUGUUACAUGGAAGAGCUCAUCGAGAAUUCCAGUGACUACGGUAUCUACAUUGUCGACCGCAGGAACAAGGGCGUGGAUGACUCGGUCAAUCAACUGACAUCAUCCAUGUUUGAUUUCUGCCUGAAGAGCCGGAGACAGCGCAUCAACCAGCGGAACCGCACGGAGCGCCUAAGCGACCUGCUUGACUGGAAGCGAAUGGGCAUGGAGUACGUGAAGGCUCGGCAGCUUGCUCUUCGGAGGGCGUAUCCUAGCUCGUUUGAAGGCGAUAUGGAGGAUGAUGAUUACAUCCCUGGUGUGGAGCAAAAGAUAUCGAGGCCAUUCUCGGUGCCCGGGUCUCCUCGCGACCGCACGGGUAUGAUGACGCCUGGGGACUUUGCCAGCAUACAAGAAGGCCACGAAGGCCUUAGCACUGAGGACUACGUAGCCUGGAAGCUGCCUGAGGAAGAAGACCCUGACGAGUAUGCCUUCCCUCUGACUCUGAGGACGAAGCGAUCAGGACCUGGGAGCCCCUUGGACGGGGUCCAGCUCAACGGAAACUAG
This is a messenger RNA of Diaporthe amygdali, 2121 nucleotides long. Its product is annotated as glycogen synthase. NCBI's taxonomy places the organism in Eukaryota, Fungi, Ascomycota, Sordariomycetes, Diaporthales, Diaporthaceae. The transcript is spliced from 5 exons. Gene Ontology annotation, cellular component: cytoplasm. Gene Ontology annotation, molecular function: alpha-1,4-glucan glucosyltransferase (UDP-glucose donor) activity. Bases 1 to 2121 code for a protein of 706 amino acids. The record is from RefSeq and is a predicted model, not a curated record. Gene Ontology annotation, biological process: glycogen biosynthetic process.